Molecule: messenger RNA, 1543 nt
Organism: Tigriopus californicus
Lineage: Eukaryota; Metazoa; Arthropoda; Copepoda; Harpacticoida; Harpacticidae
Gene: shv
Product: dnaJ homolog shv-like
Exons: 3
Coding region: 251-1342 (363 amino acids)
Biological process (GO): protein maturation; protein folding
Cellular component (GO): endoplasmic reticulum
Molecular function (GO): misfolded protein binding
Source: RefSeq, a predicted model, not a curated record
CCAUCGUCAACAGAACAGUGCCAAUAGUGGCAAGUAGUAGUGCAAAGCAAACAGAGCAGGCAUUCUUGACACUCAACACACUCAACUUUCAUCAGUCAAGAAUCCAGAUUUCCAGAAUCCAGGAUCCAGAAUCUCGGCAGAAAGUCAAGCGAAGAGGGUGUGGUGCAUGUGCCGUGCAUGAAUCCCGUUGACGGUCAACUCACCCGCUGACUGUGAUACUCGCUUAGCCCGGUUUUUGAGGCCUGCAAUCAUGCAGAGUUCAUCGACCGUGGGGAUCCUGAUGAUCCUCUUGAGCGCCUUCACACUCGAAACCUGGGCCGGACGAGAUUUCUACAAAAUUUUGGGUGUGUCUCGCUCCGCCAACACCAAUCAGAUCAAGAAAGCUUAUCGCAAACUGGCCAAAGAGAUGCAUCCGGAUCGCAAUCCCGACAAGGAGGAUGCCAACGAGAAGUUCCAAGACUUGGGAGCCGCUUACGAGGCCCUCUCGGAUGCGGACAAGCGCAAACUCUAUGACAAAUGCGGCGAAGAAUGCCUGAACAAGGAGGGCGGCGGCGGGGGCGGGGGUGAUCCCUUUUCCAGUUUCUUUGGCGGUGAUUUCGGCUUCAACUUCUUUGGUGACGGACCUGGCGGGGGCGAACGCGAAGCUCCGCGCGGGGCCAAUAUUGUCAUGGACUUGUAUGUGUCGCUGGAAGAGUUGUAUGUGGGCAAUUUUGUGGAACUCACGCAUAAUAAGCCGGUUAUGAAACCGGCCAAAGGCACGCGACGCUGUAAUUGUCGGCAAGAAAUGGUUACACGCCAAUUAGGGCCCGGACGGUUCCAGAUGACGCAACAGCAAGUCUGCGAUGAGUGUCCCAACGUCAAAUUCGUCACCGAAGAACAUUUACUCGAGGUUGAGGUGGAACAAGGCAUGACGGACGGUAUGGAAACGAAGUUUGUAGCUGAAGGCGAGCCCCACGUAGAUGGGGAACCGGGCGAUCUCAUUCUCAAGAUUCGGACGGAGCCGCAUCCUCGUUUUGAGAGGCGUGGCGAUGAUCUCUACCUGAACGUGACCAUUUCUCUCGUGGACGCUCUGAGUGGGUUCGAGCUCGACAUCGAGCAUUUAGACGGACAUCAGGUGCAUGUGACUCGAGAUAAGAUCACUUGGCCCGGGGCCCGGAUCCGAAAGAAGGGCGAAGGCAUGCCAAACUUUGAAAACAAUAACCUCUUCGGCACCUUGUACAUCACAUUCGACGUUCAAUUCCCCAAAGGCGAGCUCACCCCCGACGAAAAGGAGGAAAUGGCCAAGAUUUUGAAGCAAGAUCCCGUGAAUAAAAUUUAUAAUGGAUUGGGUGGAUUUUCAUAGACAUGGAUGGUCGCAUCAACUCAUCCAUGACAUUGCCAGCCUCAUUUGUGAUAUUUCUAUGCCACUGUUAGAUGAAUGCCUGUUUUUGUUCGUAUGUAUGUGUGUGUUUAGGAAUAGUGGCUCCGUUAGGACUUAUAUAUUAGAACGCUGUCACGUCAGCAUGGUUUUAUUGAUACAAAAUAAAACCCUACCACAAUCAUA